Messenger RNA from Hyphopichia burtonii NRRL Y-1933, 1723 nucleotides. RefSeq names its product rRNA-processing protein (gene SAS10). The transcript has a single exon. Gene Ontology annotation, cellular component: nucleolus; small-subunit processome. Bases 1 to 1692 code for a protein of 563 amino acids. The record is from RefSeq and is a predicted model, not a curated record. Gene Ontology annotation, biological process: maturation of SSU-rRNA from tricistronic rRNA transcript (SSU-rRNA, 5.8S rRNA, LSU-rRNA). NCBI's taxonomy places the organism in Eukaryota, Fungi, Ascomycota, Pichiomycetes, Serinales, Debaryomycetaceae.
AUGGCAAGAAAGAAUAGAAGGUCAGACGCAGAGGAUGCUGUUGAUCUCGACGAGGUUGAUGCGUUCAAUGCAAACAGGGAAAAGAUCUUAUUAGACGAAGCAGGGGAUUAUUUAUCCAAAAAUGCUAGUGACGAUGAGCCAUCAGAUGAAGAAGUAUUAGCAUUACAUGAUGGCGAAGACCAAGCUGGAUAUGAUGAUCAGAAUGAAGACAUGGAUUCCGAUGAGUUUGAUGUUGCUCAAGACGAUGAAGAAGUUGAAGAAGAAGGGCUUGGCUGGGGUAGUAAAGAAAACUAUUAUGGUGGUGAUGAUGCCAGUGAUGAUGACGAAGAAAUGGCCAAGGAAGCGGUCGAGCAACAGAAAAAGCAUUUGCAAGAUUUGGAGAUGGAAGAUUUUCUUGAUGAAGAUAUGAUGGAAGAUUGGAAGAAAACCGCUGAUAAAUAUGAUGAUUCGAAAACUUCUCAAAACCAACUUGUUAUAAAUGAAGAAACAUCAAAAUCGCUAGGAAGUCUAGAUAAAGAUGAUAAAUUAAAACUUUUGAAAUCAUCAUUCCCCGAAUUCAUACCAUUAUUGAAAGAAUAUAGUCAAUUAAACGAAACAUUAGUAUCAUAUAAGAAAUUAUCUAAAAAAAAUCAAUUGAUAAAUACUAAAAUUACUGCAUUAUCCUGUUAUUUGGGAACUAUCUCUUCAUAUUUUGCAUUAUUUGCUGAACAUUUAAAAACUGGUGAAAGAUUCUUAAGCAUGAAAGAAGAGCCAGUAAUGGAAUCAAUUUUGAGUUUAAGGGAGGUUUGGAGACAAGCCAAUGAAUUACCUGAAGAAGAAGUGGAAACAAUGGAAGAAGAACAAGAAAUCGCAGGAUCAGAGUCUGAAGAAAUGCCUAUCGUUGCUUCUGAAGAAGUUUCAGAAUCAGAAGAAGAAUCAGAAGAAGAAUCAGAAGAGGAAUCAGAAGAAGAAGAACAAGAAGAAGAUACCAACGCAAAUGAAGAUCUUGAGAUUGACAUCAACAAAAGAAGAAAUAUCAAGAAAAUAUCUAAGAAGAACGUUGAUGAUUUUAUCGAAUCUGCUACUCCUGAAACAGUUGAUAUGGAAGAUAAAAACCGCCGUAAACGUUCCUUACGUUUCUACACUUCUAAAAUCGACCAAGCCUCCAACAAGAACAGUGACCGUUACGGAGGUGAUAUGGACUUACCUUAUAAAGAAAGAUUAUUCGAAAGACAACAAAGACUUCUUGAAGAAGCAAGAAAAAGAGGUUUGGGUCAAACUAAAGAAAAAUUGGGUGAUGAUCUUGAUGAUAAUGAUAUGAAUUCUGACGAGGAAAGAGUAGCCCAUGAAAUUAACGACGAUUACUAUAAUGAUAUCAAACAAUCCAAACAAGAUAAAAAAUCCGCUCGUCGUGAGGCUCACGAACUUGCAGUUAAAGCUGCUAAAGAAGGUAAAUUGGCCGAGUUACAAGACUCAUUGGACGAGGAGGGUAAAAGAGCCCUUAACUUUCAAAUUCUUAAGAACAAAGGUCUCACCCGUAAUAGAAAGAAUGUUGACAGAAAUGCCAGAGUUAAAAAGAGAAAGAAGUAUGACAAAGCUCAAAAGAAACUUAAGUCUGUCAGACAAGUCUAUGAAGGUGAAAACAGAGGUCCAUAUGAAGGUGAAAAGACUGGUAUUAAGAAAGGUUUAUCAAGAUCAGUCAAAUUGGUUUAAUUUAUAUAGAUUUAUGUAUUUUAGAUUCUAU